Molecule: messenger RNA, 891 nt
Organism: Fonsecaea erecta
Lineage: Eukaryota; Fungi; Ascomycota; Eurotiomycetes; Chaetothyriales; Herpotrichiellaceae
Exons: 1
Coding region: 1-891 (296 amino acids)
Source: RefSeq, a predicted model, not a curated record
AUGUCUACUCCUGAAGAUAGCCGCAAGCAGCCGGCGGAGCGUCUCCCACCAGUCUUGAGGUACCUAAUGCAAUCAACACCACCACCACCACCUCCUCCUCCUCCAUCCGCCUUGAACAUGCUACCCUCGUACAGCAUCAUGGCUGGUAUUGACCGCAACCACGUGUUCGAGGAUGGAGGGGAUUUGAGAUCAAUGGCCCUGCGCGACCUGUCCCCCGCCCUCACCACCGACGAAAUGACCUCCGCCAACAGAGUAGCGUGGCUCAAUUAUUCGGCCCCCCUGUCCCGCGAGCAGCAGCAGAACAAUCCCAACCCGGAUACCGACGACGACAUGGACUCGCAGGCGGCGCUGGUGCUGAUGCAGAUGUCCAGUGACUACCCGACAACUCCACGAGCGCGAGCUGAAGCCUCCUUACACUCAGCAAUCCCACCACGAGCCGGCCGAGACUUGGACAUCCCGACCCUGCUCCGAGACCUGGACCGAUUCGGCGUCAUCUCCGCUAGCUACAAGAAAGAGCUUAUGGAGCUAUUAUACACGCCACGAGACGACCGCGUGCGCAUCAGGAUGCGACACGAGCAACGUCGGCUGCAACGCAUCCAUCGCCAAUUCAACAACAACCGCAUCCGCAAGCGACGCGACCGGCAAGCAGCCGCAACCACGGCCGCAGCCUCCCGCCCCGUGCCUAACUCACCAUCCUCUCUCUCCAGUCUUUCAUCUCCUGACCGCAGUCUCGCGGCGAGGGCCAGGGAGAUACAAAGAGAUGAUCUCAUGCUCGAUGGAAAUGAACGAGAGGAACAAGCGCAAGAGAUGAGGCGAGGCGGCGCCUUCAACCUGCGCGUUCUUGAAGAAUCUUUGGAAGAGCUGUUGGUCCCCGGCGCGCCCGCCGCCUGA